AUGAGCGCCUCUUCUCACCUCAUAAUCCCUGGAAGGCUGAGUUUCAAAUUAAAACAAUCACUUCUUGCAAGCAGAUGGUUCAGCGGUGGGACGAGUGCAAACAAGCCCAUCGAGAAAAUACGAAACAUUGGAAUCUCGGCGCAUAUCGACUCGGGGAAAACCACCGUCACUGAAAGGAUUUUAUACUAUGCGGGGAAAAUUGAUUCGAUGCACGAGGUAAAAGGGAAAGAUGACGUGGGAGCCACGAUGGAUUUUAUGGAAUUGGAGCGACAACGAGGCAUCACUAUUCAAUCAGCCGCCACAUACAUUGACUGGCAUGGAACAAAUAUAAAUAUCAUCGAUACGCCAGGUCACGUUGACUUUACGGUCGAAGUGGAGCGCGCACUUCGAGUGCUUGAUGGAGCCGUUUUGGUGUUGUGUGGUGUAGGAGGCGUGCAAAGUCAAACUUUUACCGUCAACCGUCAAUUAUCUCGCUAUAAAGUUCCCUUCAUUUGUUUUGUCAAUAAAAUGGAUCGCACUGGGGCUACUCCUUUUCGUGCCGUCGAAGGCCUACGAGGCAAAUUAGGGCACAACGCGUCGCUAAUUCACUUGCCAAUUGGAAAGGAUUCCGAUUUUCGCGGGAUCGUAGAUUUGAUAAACGAGUGUGCUAUUUAUUAUGAAGGAGAAGGUGGACUAACAGUACGAAAAGAUGAAAUCCCUCAAGAUCUACGUGUGCAAGCAAAAGAUCUACGAGACGAAAUGAUUGAACAUAUUGCAAACGGCGAUGAAGAAUUAGGAGAGCUCUUUUUGAAUGAUGUCAAACCAAAUGUUGAUCAAAUUCACUCAGCUAUUCGACGAUCUGUGGUAAAGCGUAGUUUCUUGCCAGUCUUAUGUGGUUCUGCUUUAAAAAAUAAGGGCGUUCAAACAAUGAUUGAUUCCGUUGUGCGUUAUCUACCGAAUCCAGGCGAAGUAACAAACCUUGCCAGUAUCAAAGAUGGUGAUAAGGAGAAGUCAAUUAUACUGAAUCCUGCUCGAAAUAAUUCAAAUCCGUUUGUCGGGCUUGCUUUUAAAUUGGAGGCAGGAAAGUAUGGCCAACUAACAUAUUUCCGAAUAUAUCAAGGACAGCUUUCGCGUGGUGAUACGGUUUACGCGAGUAAAGACGGCAGAAAGGUUCGCGUACAAAAAUUAGUUCGGAUGCAUGCUGCGGAUAUGGAAGAAGUGGAAACCGCUUAUGCCGGAGACAUUUGCGCCACAUUUGGAUUAGAUUGUCAUUCCGGAGAAACGUUUACAAGCAUGCCAGAGAACCCGCCACAUUGUGAAUCUAUGCAUAUUCCGGAGCCAGUUAUUUCAAUGUCAAUAAAACCAGUGAAUCGUAAGGACGGAGAAAAUUUUAUUAAGGCGUUGACUCGUUUCACCAAGGAGGAUCCGACAUUCAAAAGGGAAUAUAACGCAGAGGCAAAAGAAACCGUUGUGAGUGGAAUGGGUGAAUUGCACUUGGAAAUUUAUGCUCAACGAAUGAAAAGCGAGUUCAAUUGUCCGGUUGAAUUGGGCAAACCAACUGUGGCCUAUCGAGAAUCUAUUGCGGAUCCAUACAAGUUUCACUAUCGGCACAAAAAGCAAACUGGAGGACAGGGUCAAUUUGGACAAAUCGAAGGAGUUCUCGAUCCAUUACCCCCAGAUCAGAAUACCAUCGUUAAAUUUACCGACGAGUGUUUUGGAAACAGCAUCCCAAAAAAUUUGUUCCCAGCUUUGAAGAAAGGUCUUGAUAUGAUUACACAGGAAGGCCCGUUAAUCAAGCAAAAGAUUGCUGGUAUAAAUGUGCGGAUACAAGAUGGAGAGACACAUGCGGUCGAUUCUACGGAAAUCGCGAUGAUUAAUACUAUGGCAAAUAUGAUGCGUGAAGCUUACGAAAGAGCUAACUGGAUUUUGCUGGAACCAAUUAUGAAAGUCGAGGUUACGACGCCCAGUGAUUUUCAGGGUAGUGUUGUUGCAUCUCUCACCCAACGAAACGCUUUAAUUGUUUCAACGGACUCGCAUGAAGGAUACACUACGAUCGUUUGUGAAACGCCGCUUUCUGAUAUGUUUGGCUACACGUCUUUGCUACGUUCAGUAACCGAGGGAAAAGGCGAAUUUAGUAUGGAGUAUUGCCGCUAUACUCCGACAUCAGCAACGACACAAGAAAGUAUAAUUCGGCAGUGGAAAGUAGAGCAAGGCCUCAUAGAUCCAAAGGUCGAGGCGAAAAAGAAAAAGCGC
Mesorhabditis belari is the source of this 2232-nucleotide messenger RNA. NCBI's taxonomy places the organism in Eukaryota, Metazoa, Nematoda, Chromadorea, Rhabditida, Rhabditidae. The record is from the annotation of a GenBank genome assembly.